Prorocentrum cordatum is the source of this 1600-nucleotide messenger RNA. Lineage: Eukaryota; Dinophyceae; Prorocentrales; Prorocentraceae. The record is from the annotation of a GenBank genome assembly.
GCCGCCUCGCCCCGCCGCGCCCCCGCCCCCGCGCGCAGCGCCCAUUGGGCCCGCCCGGGCGCGGGCGCGGCACCCGCGAUGGCAGCGGAGGCCCGCCAUGGCCGCACUGGCGGACGCCCGCUCGAUCCACGCCUCAAUGGCGGCCACCUCGGGCACCGUGAGGUCGUCGCCUGCCUCCGGCGGCGAGCGGUCGGCCGCGGAGGCGGGGCGGGCCGCGGGCGCGUCGGGCAGCCAGGCACCGGGGGAGGGGCACAGCUUGAGCCUCGCGGCUUCCACGGCGCUGCUCGUCCAGGAAGCCGCGGCGCUCUGCGACCACUCGCCAGGGGGCGCUGGCGCGCCGCGGCGGACAGCGGCGUGGCCGGCGGGGCCGGUGAGGGCGAGGCGCCUCAGCGGCGUCGCGACGCCCACGCGCGGCCCGCCAGCCGACGGCUGCGGCCCGCGCGGCUCCGCGCGCGGCUCCGCGCGCGGCUCCGCGCGCGGUGCGCCGUCGCGCUCUGGGAGCCCUUGCCGGACGCUUGCGGCGGCGGAGCGGCCGCGCGCCGUGCGGUCGCAGGCGCGCGCUGCGGCGCGGUUGCUGCACGUGCUGCUGCGGGCGCCCGCGGCGCGCGCAGUGGCUGGCGCCCUGUCGACGUGGCGCGCGCGGGGGAUGCAGUGGGCCUGCGAGCAGGCCCGCCAGCUAGAGGUGCAGCGCGUGCGCUCCGCCGCCAACGCCCUCGUGGAGGAGGACGCUCGCGCGCAGGGCGAGGCGCUGCGAGAUGCGCGGCAUGAGGCGCUGCUGCAGCAGAGGCUGCGUGGACUGGAGGUGGAGCGCGCGCGGCGCGCCGAGGCGCUGCUCGGCGCGCAGCGGCUGCUCUCCGCCGCUGAGCGGGCGCUUUGCCGGUGGCGCGCCGCGGCGCUGGCGGCCUCGCUGGCGGCAAUGGCGGCCGCGCCCCUGCGGGCCGCGCUCGCUGGGGGCGCGCAGGAGGACUGCGCGGCGCUGGGCGCCCGGGCCGCUCGGCUGGCCGCGAUGGAUGCGCAGGUGUGCGCCCAGCUGUCCGCCGCGCUCCUCGGGGCGCGCGGGCGCGAGAGGGGGCUGGCCGUGACAGCCGAACGGCCCCAAGCUCGGUGCUGCGUCCGCUGCCGGAUGACAUCCGCCCUAGGCCGGUGGCGUCUCGGGGCCUCGUUGGCCGCGCGCAGCGAGCCGCGGGGUGCGCCUGCGGCAGCGCAGGAGGACGACCGGGCCUCUCCCGAGCGCGCGGCGCUGGCGCUGCUGGCGGGCCGUGCGGACGCGCUGCUGCGCCUGAAGGUGCGGCUCGGGCUCCACCACGACUUUGCCGCACGGCUGUGGCCGAGCGCCGAGGCACCGUCGCCGCUGCUGCCGGCGCUGUUGGGCGAGGCGGGUGCCGGCGGCGGCGGCGAGGCGUGCGAGGACCGGGCCCUCGACGCUCUCGACGGGCGCCUCCUCCGUGGGGCGGCCUGCCUGCUGGAGUACGUGCUCGCCUCGCUGGUGCGCGCGCGGCUCCGCGGAGCGCUGAACGAGCUGCUCGAGGCCGCACUGGGCGCGGCCGCUCCAGCGGCCGCGCGGCCGAGCGCGGCGCCCUGGGGCGGCAUCUCGGGGUAG